UUGUCAAUGUGUUUGUAAACUUCGAAGGAUUCGAAGCUUGUGGAAUGUUACCAAUUGUGAUAAAAUCCUUUUUGUGGUUCAGUUUGGCCAUUUAUGAACUAAUAUAGAGCUGUGAAUAUCAUUCUGUCAUACAGUACAUACAUUUAUGAUUUAAUAAUAUUGUAGAGCGAGUGCUAACCACAAACUGCCAUAAUGUCCAGCAUCUGCAGCUACAAAAAUAUUGUGUUCCUGAUUGGUUUUCUGAUAGGCAUGAACAUAGCGUUUUCACUAAUAAAAAUGGAAGAGGAUUAUACCAUAAACAGUUUUUCACUUAGUCUAACCGUUAUUCAUCCGUACAAAAACUGGUUCAGCAAGAAGUUUUUAUCUCGAUUUUCAAUAGAUUAUGAUGAAAUUAGUUACGGAAAAGAGACAAAAGUGUCAGAAGCAGAGUAUCUUAAUAGGGAAGUGUCCAUAAUAUGUGCUGUUUUUAUGAAGAAAGUGCAAAAUGCAAAAGCUUUGCAGGACACAUGGGGUAAAAAGUGUAACCGCUUAAUAUUUUUCAGUACUCGGGAAUUUAAUGACUUUCCAGUUGUACAAUUCAAGCCUAAAAAUUCAUGGCACUUUUUAUGUGACUGCAUUCGGCACAUAUGGAAAAAUUAUGGCAAUCAAAUGCAGUGGGUCCUCUUUGUACCUGAUGACAUGUUUGUCAUACCAGAAAACUUGAGAUACUACGUGGCUCCACUUGACUAUAGAAACCCCCAUUAUUUGGGCCAUGCUUUGACAUUCUGGGGUCAGUUGUACAAUAUUGGCCAAGCAGGAUAUGUUGUAAGCAAAGGGGCCUUGAGUGCCCUGGAGUCUAGAUUCAAUACAACAGAAAAAUGUGCCAUGGGAGGCAAAUACUGGAAAAAUGAAGAUUUUUAUUUGGGAAAGCACCUGGGAGAACUUGGAAUAACCCCAGAGGACACAAGAGAUAGCCUAGGGAGAGGAAGAUUCCAUGGUUACAGUUUUAACCAGUUACUGUUCCGAGGGAAGAUCUCAACACUCGGUAGCUAUUGGAAAAGGAGUGUCUUCCCAGUUCAUGAGGGCCGCGAGUGCUGCAGUGACUUGUCUAUAACUUUCCAUGGAAUUGAAGCAGAUAAAAUAUAUCUUUAUGACUACCUGCUCAACCAUCUGAGAGUCUUCAGGCAUGGCGGCCAUCGUGGAAACAUGCCACCUGUACUUAGCACACCAGAAGAAGAAGUUUGGAAAUCCUUUCUAAGGAAGGAAGGCCACCCUGUUGAAAAUGUUUCUGCAGAAGAAUACUUCAGGCUGUGGCAAGACAAAGUAUCUGCACCAGAUGACUUCAACAAGCGCAUCCGUAGUGAACAGAUGUCACAUUUUUUUGAAGGCUUGCUAAGUGCUGCUCAAGGAAAUGAUUCAGUUAAUGAAUAACAUUUGUUUGCAAUAUUAUUGCCCAACACAUCACAGUGUAACUUGUCUGUGAUAAUUAAGUAGUGAUCAGAUGUGUAAUUUUGUAAGAUAAUGACAUGUCUUUUGAGAUACCUGUUAUGUUUCUCUUCUUACAUGUGUGUUUUUGUUUAGCAGUAGAUAUAAGGGAAGUUCAUGGAAAGACGUACAUCCAUUUUUUUCAACCUUUGUGUGAUUAAGACAAAAACUGCCGUCUUAAACUUCCAAUUUUGUUAUGUUAGUGAGGCUGUGCUUUUUAAAAAAAAAAAGAAAAAAAAAAAAAGAAAAAAAUGACAUACACAAUACUAGACUGCCACUGAUGGAUAUUAAUAACUUUUUAUGGCAGUGACUUGAGAGAGAUGUAUCCUAAAUUCUCCCAAUUUCUAUACUUGUCUCACUUUUGACAGCUGAAAAUAAUUUUGAAAACAUAUCACUCUCAUUUAAUGGAUUAUAAUAAGAUAUCCAGAUUUUAUCUCUUUUGAAGAUACUCCAUAAUUCAUUUUUCAUAUGUGCAGUAUAAUGAUGCCAAUAGAACUCUCUCUCUCUCUCUCUCUCUCUCUCUCUCUCUCCCUCCUCUAACUACUUAGAUGUGAGAGGAAUUGAUGUAUUUUGAUCAAAUGUUUGUGAAAGUUACAAUGAUAGUGCUCAUCAGGAUGACAUCAGUUUUUCCAUGUAUGACGUGCCAGAAUUUUGUUUUGUUAUUAUUUUAUUAACUCUAUCAAUAUUUUGAAUAUUGCUGUGUUGUGAACAAUCAAAAGUAAGGUUUGCAUUUCAGUCCUUAUUUUCCAUUAUUAAAUUAGCAAGUCAGAUGGAACCUUGAACCCAUGGUGUGCUUCGGUUUUCAGGCACUUCAGUAAUGAUCUAAACUGUACCGGAUCUGAAGUAACAAAUAUUAGCAGUACAAAAAUAAUGUCUCUUGAGGUCCAGUGCAGUCAUCUGUUGAAUCAGAAGUAUCUGACCUAUUCACUUUCUCUUUUCUCCACAAGUGUGUCCAAACGUUGCAUACAGAGCUUUUCUCAGUUGAUACAAAUGCACUCACAAAAAUUAUUUUAAUGAUUUUGAAUGUUUUAAAAAAAUGUGAUGGGGAUCUUUUACAAGCUACUUUACCACUUAACAGUAAGAACAAAAAGUUUUUCCAAAUGGUUUGGGAGCUGUGUGCCUUAAAAAGAUGCUGAAGGAAGGAUCAUAAGCAGCAUCCUUCAGGUAAGGGAAGCCCAGGCAUAGACAACUAUAUCAGAGCACUGUAAGAUCAUAUUGGGAAAUAACUGUCACCAGUAAUUCUGACUUCCCGUUUUACAUUCCAAUCUCCACCCUCCACCACAUUCCCUUUUUUCAGUGUGUGUGUGUGUGUGUGUGUGUGUGUGUGUGUGUGUGUGUGUGUGUGGAGAAGAGAGAGAGAAGAAUGAAUUAUCAUUUGGCUGUGCUGGCAGAGGCAAAUUUAUAUAGUUUUAGUGUUGUGGUUGUGAAGCCCACGUCCGUCCACUAUUGACUUGCUCAGUAUUAUAAGUGCCUUGUAGAUGUUAGCAUUUUAAUAAUAGUACAUCCAGUUUAAACUAUUUUUAUGUAAAACUCUGAAAUGUUGCUAUUAUGUGUUUUAAAACAUUUUCUGUUAUUUUUGAUUUGAAACAACUCAUUUCUGAUCAGUAUUACUUACACAGCUAUAUAUAUAUGUUCAAGCACACUUUUUUAAAGAAAUGUUUCCUAUACAGAACUUAUAUUUUUUUAGUAUGCUAAAAGCAAAUUUUGUAAACUGUAUGUAAAAUAUUUAUUUUAUGCAAUAACAGCUCUCUUCUCACACAUUUUAAUUGUCAUGGUGCUUUGUAUACUAAGAGUGCUAUAAAGAAAAUGUUACUUUACCAUUAGAGAAUUGUUGUGAAAAGAUGCACUGAUGCAGUAUGUUCACAGAGAUUGACAACAGAAGUGUGAGGCCACCACUUGUAAGAAAUCUUCACAUUUUUU
Molecule: messenger RNA, 3384 nt
Organism: Schistocerca serialis cubense
Lineage: Eukaryota; Metazoa; Arthropoda; Insecta; Orthoptera; Acrididae
Product: glycoprotein-N-acetylgalactosamine 3-beta-galactosyltransferase 1-like
Exons: 4
Coding region: 193-1410 (405 amino acids)
Molecular function (GO): N-acetylgalactosaminide beta-1,3-galactosyltransferase activity
Source: RefSeq, a predicted model, not a curated record